Molecule: messenger RNA, 2326 nt
Organism: Anolis sagrei ordinatus
Lineage: Eukaryota; Metazoa; Chordata; Lepidosauria; Squamata; Anolidae
Product: MARVEL domain-containing protein 3-like
Cellular component (GO): membrane
Source: RefSeq, a predicted model, not a curated record
AUGGUUUCAGCAGGCUCAACAGGUCACUCCUCCUGGUUGGAGCGAAACCCGACUCUCUCCCAGAAGGUGGGGAGGCCAGAGUGGGGCGGGACCCUCAGGAGGCUGCUACCUGGGAGACCUCCCCCUCUCCUUUGGCUUUCCUUCCUUCUCCUCAGCCUCUCUCCUGAUAAGGAAGCGCCUUCGCCCUCUUGGAGGAGAAAGCAGGAGUUUGGGCUCCUCCUUUGGCCCUGCCUUUCCCACCUGGCGCCAUGGCUGGGAGCUCCUGAGACCCGAGACUCUUCUUCAUUCGCAGUUUCAGCAAGAGAGAAGAUGUCUUAUUCAGAGCGGACUCAUCCAAAUAAAGAUUACAGAUACAAGGAGAGCCCUGGGACGAACAGAUACAUCAAUGAGAGAAGUCGAAAACCAUAUGCAGCAAAUGACAGGUCUUCAACACCUGAACCUUCAAGAUCUUCCAGUGUUUUCACAGAGCCUUACCAGCGCUACCCAGCAGCAACUCACGGAGAUGCCCGUUACCCUCCCCAGCCUUACCCCAAGGAGACCUUUUCUGAGAAAUGCUCAAACCUGUGCUCCAGAAGAGGUAUCUUACAGUUUGUGGAAGUGAUCCUCAACAUUUUAGUGCUGGUCUGCAUAGGAGCAGCCCAAGCAAGUCUUUCAGGUUUCUCCGCAAUGGCUGGUUUGGGCUCUUUCAGCCUUGACUCACUCUAUAGUCCAUUCGAAGGAACCGAACUCCAAGAAGUAAGGGACCUGGAUAUGCAGUACAGCCAGAUGAGAGCUCCUUGCGUGUAUGGAGGGGUGGCCUUUAGCCUAUCCAUGAUGUGCCUCACCCUUCUCUUCCUCAUCGGUGGAGGGAAACCUAUCUACCGCCUCUCAGUCCUACUGCUGGGCGCAGAGUUCGUCUUUGACAUCCUUGCCUGCCUCGGGUACAUUGCUGCUGUUGGACUCUACCUUCACUUAGUCAUACAAGUCAACGCGACGGAUGUAUGCCGACGGAGGGAGAUACUGUAUGGGAGAAGGGGCUAUACCUCCAUGAACUGCAGUGUGCAGGGUGGAGACGCCUCUGUGGCUCUCUUUGGCCUCUUGGCUGCUUGCUUGUAUUUUGCAAGCACCGUGGUCUGUGCUCUCACCAUUCGGAGUGUGCGGGAGUUGAAGAGGCAGGAGGCCAAGAUGCAGUACGAACUUGAAAGAACCUACAGGGAAGGUGAGCAUCCCAAGGCCUAUAAAAGUCCAGGAAGUAGUCGUUCCGUGGGGACCUUUGCUACCCUUGUGUAGCCUGUUCUGAUACUCAGGGGAACACAGCUAAGGAGUAUGUUGGAUGAUUCCAUUUCUAUUUUAAAGCAAACCACCUUAGCCAGGCUGGAGAUGUAAAAAUAUUUCUUAAAAUGAAAGUAAUUGAGAAAAAAUAACACAUUUCCUUGUUCUGUGUAAAAAUAUAUGUAUAGAUUUUAAUUGACUUGACUGUUCAGAAUGAAGGUUUGUAAUGCCUGUUAUAGAAUCAUAGAGUUGGAAGAGACCUCAUUGGCCAUCCAGUCCAACCCCCUGCCAAGAAGCAGGAAAAUCACAUUCAAAGCACCCCUGACAGAUGGCCAUCCAGCUUCUGUUUAAAAGCUUCCAAAGAAGGAGCCUCCACCACACUCCGGGGCAGAGAGUUCCACUGCUGAACAGCUCUCACAGUCAUGAAGUUCUUCCUAAUGUUCAGGUGGAAUCUCCUUUCUUGUAGUUUGAAGCCAUUGUUCCACAUCCGUCUCCAGGUCACCAGAAAACAAGCUUGUUCCCUCCUCCCUAUAACUUCUUCUCACAUAUUUAUACAUGGCUAGAGAUGGCCCUCAAAAAUGUUGUCAGAGCCCUCCUGCUAUCCACCGGCUAUAUGGACUGACUUAUGGGUGUGGGGAUCUUACUACUCUGCUCAUUGAAUGAUACUAACUGCUGGUCUACUGAAACAAGAUGCAGCAUGAGACCUAUGGAACAAAAGGAAGGGAACAAGGGCUUCUAAGAGGAUCAAUUCACAUAAUGCAUGGUGAGGUUCUUGAGCAGGUAUGGGCAAACUUUGACCCUCCAGGUGGUUGGACUUCCAACUCCCAGAAAUCACAGCCAGCUUAGUGGCUGUUAGGGAUUGUGGAAGUUGAAGUUCAAGCACCUGAAAGGUCGAAGUUUGUCCAUGCCUGUUCUAGAGUCCCAAUAAAAAUACGAAAUAGGAGAGGAAAUUAUAUUGCUUUAACCAUGGUGUGACCCCUUCCAUAAAGCUAUUUUGGUAGAGCUAAACAGUAGCACCCCACCCCACUUUUAAGAGGGUUCAAAAACAUGCAAAGGUUGGCAGAAGCUGGACCUA